Prunus dulcis (almond) is the source of this 877-nucleotide messenger RNA. RefSeq names its product universal stress protein PHOS32. The transcript is spliced from 4 exons. NCBI's taxonomy places the organism in Eukaryota, Viridiplantae, Streptophyta, Magnoliopsida, Rosales, Rosaceae. The record is from RefSeq and is a predicted model, not a curated record. Bases 191 to 685 code for a protein of 164 amino acids.
AUUCGUCAUCUUCUUUAUAUUCUGCUGCUUAAUCCCUAAGCUUCUCAAACCAUCCUCUUUCUCUGCUUUUCUGUCUUUUGAACUUUCACACGCCACAACUGUGUCUUCUUGUCCGAUCAAAAUAACCCAACUGGUGCAGGAGAGAGAGAGAGAGAGAGAGAGAGAGAGAGAGAGAGAGAGAAACAUCAGAAUGGGAAAGGAUAGGAAGAUUGGCGUUGCCAUGGACUUCUCAAAGAGCAGCAAGAACGCGCUGGAAUGGGCUGUGGACAAUUUGCUUGACAAGGGUGACACCCUUUACAUCAUCCACAUCAACCCCAACUCCCUCGACGAGUCUCGUACCCAACUCUGGGCCCAAUCUGGUUCUCCUCUGAUUCCAUUGACAGAGUUCAGAGAGCCCGAGAUCAUGAAGAAGUAUGAUGUGCAAACUGAUAUUGAAGUUCUUGAUACACUUGACACUGCUUCCAGGCAGAAAGAGGUGAACAUUGUGACAAAACUGUACUGGGGAGAUGCAAGGGAGAAGCUUCUUCAAGCGAUUGAAGAUCUGAAGCUGGACUCUUUGGUCAUGGGAAGCAGAGGCCUUGGUACCAUCAAAAGGAUCCUGCUGGGGAGUGUGAGCAACUAUGUGCUGACAAAUGCUCCAAUCCCUGUGACCAUUGUCAAGGACCCAAGCUUGCAACACCAUUGAAUCAUGGACAGUUGGAAACUUUGGAUUUGGUUUUUCAAUAAUGUUUCAUCACCUUGGACAUGGGUAUUGCUUGAUGAUUUUUAUGUUUUACUUUAUCGUGGUUUGCUAGAACAUUUCAAGUUAUGAUGUCGAACGGAUGGAAAUGUACUCUGUUUUGAAUAGCAAGGAAUUUGGUUGGGCUCCAUUGGUUCU